AUGAACGACAAGGAAAUUAUGGAAAUUUUGAAGCAAAAUUUGAAGGAGAAGUUGGCGAUGCAGCCGAAAAAUGUCGAUGUUCAGGAGAGCUCAUCGGAUCGGAGAGUCGAUCGACCCCGUUUGGACCACGAUUACUUUCCGGAAUACCUCAUCGAACGACAAAAGAACGAGAUCAUGAGAGAACAAAUCGAUGUUUUGUUGAAACAGAAUGGAAUACUGGUUAGGAAUGGACUCAAAUUCGUGCACAGUGCAACAGAGUACAAGCAGCUUUGCGAUCAAAGUGAUACGAUUUCUUUACAAGCGGCUUUCGGUGAACAAAAUAGCUUCUUGGACGAGAUCAAUCCAGAAAUGGAGUGGGAAAGUCAAGUGAAGUACAUGGAAGUGGCGGGAAAGCUUGAAAAGGGCCAAGAAAUGGACAGAGAAAUUAUGGCUUUCAUGCAAGAGGCUCAAGAGCUCGAGCGGACAAAUCAAGAGAUUAAAAGGACCGUUAAAUCGAUCUCAACCACUCUUUUCGACAUAGUAGCCGGUUUAUUCGGUCCCGUGCUCGUUCAUCAAUGGCUCUCAGCUUAUUUUGUCGGUUUCAUCCGGAUUUCUGGCUUUCAAAUUCACAUCUUUGCGGUGUUCUACAUCGGCCUAAUGAUCAAUCAAGGUUACGCAAUAGUGACCGCAUUUUUCUUCAAAAUCAAAUCCCUUUCGGCUGAGCAUUUGCGCAAAAGAAUCACCGAUUUUCAAAAGAUCGUCGUCUAUUCAAUGUAUGGAUCGAUUCCGAUUUUAUUGCUUCUUUUUCUCAUCUCCUAUCCUACCAAUAUGAUCGAUGAAACAGCAAAAGCGAAACCCCCCGUUCUAUUCCAGAUCGCCACCACUCCCGAGCUUUCCCCAUUAUCCAAUGAUCCAACGUUUGUCGUGUACAUCAUUCAAGGGAAUCCCAUUCUCUUAACAUUCGUCAUUCUGCUUGUUGCUUGUGGUGGGAUUUGCGUUUUCACAAUGACAUUUCUUAUGUAUAUCGCCGCGCAUCAAUUAACUUUAAACUCAUUGGCUUUAUCGCCGAAAACGAUGUUGUUGCAAAAGCGAAUGCUCUACAUUUUGAUGAUACAAGUAAGGAAUAUUAGUAAAAUUCGUCUAAAAUCAACAAUUCGCCAGUUUUGUGCUCUCACCUGUUCAUUUGCUUUUCCAUAUGCGAGUUUUGUCCUUGUUAGCAUCAUUGAACGACUUGGGUUCCCAGUGGAUUUUUACGAUUACGUUUCACCAUUCAUUUGUUUAAUCGGUGUCACUCACUCGGGAGUUACCUCACUUGUCGUUCUUCUUUGCACGAAACCCUACCGCCUUGCCUUGUGGAACAUGUUUCGAUGCCAUAAAUUGAUGGAGGGAUUGUACGGAAGCACGACAACUAAAUCAAUUUUGCCUGGUAAUCAAUCUUUCAUCGCUUCAAAUGCCCACACAAAUGAAAUGUUUAUGAAACGAAGAGCUAACAUCCAAGCAAUGGCUUUCCUCUCACAUCGCUCGGUGUCCAAUAAG
This is a messenger RNA of Mesorhabditis belari, 1515 nucleotides long. The record is from the annotation of a GenBank genome assembly. Lineage: Eukaryota; Metazoa; Nematoda; Chromadorea; Rhabditida; Rhabditidae.